GGACUUUUUUUAUCAAACCAAUGUCAAUGAAAGUCGUGAACGAUGUGGCCGCCGGCUAGGUGGCUAUGGCGGAAAGAAGGCACCAGGUCUAGAGGAAAUGCCUAGCUUGAAACUAGGGGAAUGAGUCCAUUCUGCUUGAACAUGACUCAGCUGGCUUGACGGUGCGCUAUUUACGCGCUACCCUGGUCUACAAACCAUAGCAAUUUUCGAAAGUGCGUUUAUAUCGCUUUUGAUAUCCUGGUCGCUGCAAUGCAGCUCAGUGCGCUGGUGAGCGAAGCAACUUCUAAGCAAAAAGUGUGCAAGGUGUAUCUCCCCUGGACAUGUGUAACAAGUUAUAGUUGGAGAUAGGGAAAGAAACUGCCUCCAUCUCAACGUCCGGAUUGUAGGAAUGAUUGGCUGCUGCAGAUUAAGGGUCACUGCUCAGUUCCAAGACAGCGGUACCGAGCACUAGUGCAGACUGACAUUGUGAUCGUUCUCCGCACUGAUCAAACACUGCCUGUGUACGGGUCUCUGCAAGUCAGUUGGAGGUCUUCGCGUUACGCUUUUGCUGGGUGACAAAUUGAAAUGGAGCAAGCACUGUCCCGCUUACGGCGGGCAUUGUGCUGUCGGUGCUGCAGUCGACGGUGCAUGUUUGCUCUCAUCCUGUGCGUUGGAAUAUUGUUCAUCGUGGUCGCCCAAGAAAACUUGCUAGCUGUUGCGGGCAUCUUCAGUGGCGCCAUUGCGCAAAACGAGGUGAGGCGUGGUGCCUGUCCGGCUUGCUUCGGCGAGGAUUUCUGCCCGCUGUUGUCACGAUUCCGACGCAGACCAGAACUGGGCAGGGCAUUACUUGGCAAUGGAAAGGGUGUGCAUAAGGGCAUCCUUGCCAGUGCUGAAAGCUCUCUGGACUUCUCCACCCUGGUGCAGUCUAAAUCCUCAGAUUUGGUCAUUGGAAAAGCCUUGGCGUUUGAUGGAGAACUCGGUAAACUAAACCGUGAGGUAUGCAGUGAUGCCAAAGCACAUCGUGCUUACUUUGGAGAUUGCGGAGCAGUGUUCAACUCGAUGGAUGGAGUUGUCGGGCAAUUGGCAUGCCAGGUUGCCAAACUUGUCUUAUCAGCUGAUUGGCAUGCCCUGUACAACGUGAGCCGGGGUGCCCCCACCAUAGCAAAGUGUGUUGGCGGGAGGCUGCACAGGAAAAUACUGCGUGCGUACGAUGGCGACAAUGAUGGGAAGCUGCUAGCCAGCGAGGCCGCAAUAUUGCGUACAACUGUGAUGGUCAACAUCGAAGCUGUGGUGCUGAAGGCAUUUCCCGCAAGUGAUGGCUGGCCAUUCCCUCAUUACUACGGUGCCUGCGGUCGGAUGAUAUUUGUUGAGGAUAGUGGUACUGACAUGAGCGACUACAUUAGUGAACCGUGGGAAGUCCGGAUUCGAGUUGCCAAGGGCCUAGUUGACGCCAUCAUCAAGCUGACUGACAAUUCUGAACUCUGGAUAUUCUACCUUCUUGACCUCCAGUACGACAACUUUGCUGUUCGAUACGACCGACAACAUGACCGGUAUGCGGUGAAGCUCAUUGACCUUGAGCAUAUGAUAAUUGUCCAUAAGAAGGAGCCAGUUUUUACAGGUGAAGUUUCCCGGGUCGAUGUGGAGCCAUCAAUAAGUGACAGUAAUUUACCAUGCGCAAAGGAUUCUGAGGACUGCCAGGCGUUCUCCACACCACAACUAUGUGCGGGCGGCCUGCAGGACACGAACUAUUACUACGUCUGCAGGAACCUGCUGUUUGCAAGGAUCAACUGGGCCAGUGGCAAGAUUGUGUCGUGGGCGGAUGGCUUGCUUCACAGUCCACCGGCAGAGGCAGAUUGGACACCGACACUCACACAGCUGGUGAAUGAAUGCAUUCUCAACACCCGGGGACUGGGAAGGGCGCACGCAUACCAGAACUUAAGUAGUUUGCUUUCCCAACUCAUCAGGCAAUCAUGACUCAAUGUGUCCACAGUACAAGAGUGAAGCAGCAGCAACUGUGUCGACACCCGAAUGGAUCCAAUCGAGUACUGCGGUUGAGUAAAUGCAACAUAUCAUGCAGGGUAUCAUGGCACUAGUUGACAGCUGGCUGUGAAUAGGUCCAUGAUCUAAUCUUGUGGCAUAUUCCAACUGGGCAAUAUGCGGAAGUGUUAUCUAUUCCCGAAGGCUGUACGACUGAUGAACUUGCUUGUGAUCUGCGAGCUGGAUUCCUGUCAAGACCAAGUGGAUGAGAAUGCAGUUGACACGUGGCGCGCAGCACACGCUAUUGACACAGCUGUGUGUUUGUGCGUGCAUGCGUGUGUGUAAGCUCACGUGGUCAUCGCUAAAUAUACGUAGGUGACCGGGGAAGCCAGCACUGGUGCUCGGCUUUUAAGGCCAUCAGGGAGUACUAAAACACCAUUUUUUAGUACAAGUACUCACACAUGAGCUUACACACAUGGCUUAGAAACUCCGAGUAGUGACCAUCGGGUUUUUUUUAGUACUCCCUGGUGGCCAUGCCGGAGAUGUACGGCACACGACCUGUAUCGCUCAGUUGAUGCUUCAACACUACGUUAUCAGACUUUUGUCUGCUGAAACGCUGCCCUUGACCACUGUGAGCGGCCAAAUGAAAAUUCACUGUAAAGUAAAGUUCAGACUCAAGUUUAUCAAUAAUAAGUUUAUUCCUUUGCUAUCAAUCAUUGAUGAUUAUUAAACAGUAUAUUUUGAGAGAUGCAGAGGCAAGUACUAGCCUAUCAUGAUGCUACCUUAUGCGACUGGAUUGUAGCCCCACCCAGUGUCUUACAAAUGAAUCUAUUCAAUCUAUUCUAUUUAUCUAUUCAAGUAAUAUUAUUUGGAAACUAUCCUUCUUUUCAAAAGCGCAAUCAAUAGAACAAGCUGGAUCAACAAUAUCAAGUUCUCCCCACGUCGCUUUUGCAACUUU
Molecule: messenger RNA, 2914 nt
Organism: Sycon ciliatum
Lineage: Eukaryota; Metazoa; Porifera; Calcarea; Leucosolenida; Sycettidae
Product: divergent protein kinase domain 2A-like
Exons: 3
Coding region: 565-1953 (462 amino acids)
Source: RefSeq, a predicted model, not a curated record